This is a messenger RNA of Nicotiana tabacum (common tobacco), 1305 nucleotides long. RefSeq lists its product as uncharacterized. Gene Ontology annotation, molecular function: protein binding. The record is from RefSeq and is a predicted model, not a curated record. Lineage: Eukaryota; Viridiplantae; Streptophyta; Magnoliopsida; Solanales; Solanaceae.
GGGUUUUACACAAACCUGUGUCUCUCUCUACACUGCGUAAAACGAUGAGUCUAAUUGCAGGCUCAUACGAGCGCUUCAUAUGGGGAUUCAAGUUGAGAUCCCCAAAAGACGAUCAAAAGUACGAACUAACCCCACUCUUCUCCUUCCCCUCACACCUCUCACCAAUCAAAUGCACAGCCGUCGCCGGCUCUGUCGCAGUGUCCGGCGGCGCGGAUGACACAAUUAAAAUCUACGACCUUUCCACUUGCUCUGAAAUCGGGUCCCUCCACCAGUCCGCCACCAUAACUUCACUUUCCUUUCUUACCCCUCCUUCACUCUCCUUCCCUCGUAACCUAAUCGCCGCCGCUGACGACGGCACCGUAUCGAUAUACGAUGCCGACCCAUUUGUUCAUUUAAAAACGGUGAAAGUUCAUCGUAAGGCGGUGAAUUCUGUGUGUAUUCAUCCGUCGGGGAGGUUGGCGUUGUCUGUGGGAAGAGAUGAAUGUAUGGCUAUGAUUAAUUUGGUUAGAGGAAGGAGAAGUUUUUACUCUAGGUUGGGUAAAGAAGCUUCUUUGGUUAAUUAUAGUGAUACUGGUGAAAAGUUUUAUAUGGUUAUGGAUGACAAAAUUUCUGUACAUGAAUCUGAAGAUGCCAAAAUUGUUCUAGAGCUUGAUAAUAACAAGAAGGUGCUUUGUGCCACUCCCGGGACGCAUGGUAUUUUGUUUACUGGGGGAGAGGAGCGCAAUAUUAAAGCUUGGGACAUAACUAGUGGGAAAGUUGCAUAUAGCAUUGAAGAUGCACAUUCCACCCGUGUGAAAGGCAUUGUUGUUUUAUACAAAAACAAUGAUGGGGAUGCUGAAGAAAACCAACACAUAGUAGCAUCUGCAUCAUCAGAUGGGAUCAUACGUGUUUGGGAUGUUCGCAUGACUAGGAAAGAGAAGCCAAUUCCACUGGCUGAGGCCAAUACAAAAUCCAGGCUGACUUGUCUUGCUGGAUCAUCCAUCAAAUCUGUGAAAAGGCCACUUGUAGGAAAUACUGCAUCAAACGGACAACAACUCGAUGCAGGUGAAGAAUCCUAGUGCUGUAAUUGCUAAUAACAAGCACAUAGUUUGUCUGCUGUCUUUUUACUUUAAUAUUUUCCCCUUUGAAGUUGUUGGAAUCGUAUUAAUUUUGUUAGUUAAAGGCGGAUCAAUCAAUAUAUCUUUCCUGGCUUUUUGGCUGAGAUCAAGUAGAGGUGGAUCAGUCCAUAUAUUUUAUGAUUCUUGUAAUACAUGUAUGAUUUUAACGAGUAGUUCUCCUUAUAUUUAUGUUUUGGUUACUUUCAUA